AUGGAGAAAUGCUGCAACUCCCCCGUUGUGACGUACGGUGAAGAUUGCGGAAUGUACUGUCUUGCGUCCGGCGGGACGGUCGGCGAACUCGUUCGAUGCAUCAUCGGCGACGGCGUGGCGGACGGACAAGUUUUCUGCAAUAUGGCAUCCAACGCUACCGCGACGGGCAGCGCGACACCAACUGCCACCAAUUCUGAUCGCGACGACGAUGACGACGACAAGAAGCCGACUGGUACCGAAACGUCGCCCGCAGCGACCUCGUCCAACGCUGCCUUUGCCAGCGUCCCACAGCAACCGAUUUCAAAGCCAGCGAUCGGGGUUCUCUUCACGCUUUUCUUCUCCACCUUUGCCAGCGUCCUUUUUGCAUAA
Molecule: messenger RNA, 369 nt
Organism: Uncinocarpus reesii 1704
Lineage: Eukaryota; Fungi; Ascomycota; Eurotiomycetes; Onygenales; Onygenaceae
Exons: 1
Coding region: 1-369 (122 amino acids)
Source: RefSeq, a predicted model, not a curated record